GUUCAAGUUGAAGUUCAGUCAGUGGACUAAUAUCAACAGUGUCAACUGUCAGUAUUAUAUUAUGGAAAUGGCUAAUUGCGCUUGAAUGGAAUCAAAAGGCAAAAACAUAGAGCCUCUGUAUUCUGUUGGUAGUUGGUACUGUCGUACUGUUGGUAGUAGUGAUGGAAUAACCCCAGUUCACCAGUUGUCAAGAAGGUUAUUUUUAUUUCAUCACAAAAUUGCAGUUUUUCAUCAAAAUAAAACUUUCAUUUCCUUCAUACAUGUGAACCAGUAUGUUCUCACUGCAAAAUCAAAACCAAGCAUUUGCUACACUCACCUUAUUUUCAUCGAAAAUUAAUACAAGACAAAAUGUGUACUUCAGGAGAAAAUCUAUUGAGAAUGGAAAAAAAGUAAAGCAAUUUCUCUGUUUAGAUAGUUUCUUGGAAACUGUAAAAAACACUGAUUUUUCCUUUGCAAAGCACUUGAAUAUUGAUUCCAUAUUCGAAAAUCACAUUCUGAACAAAUUCAAAGUUUCUUAUGUUUCAAAUAAUAGUUUUUUCGAAAAUAAACACGGAUUUUCUCAAAAUGAUUUACAAAAGUCUCUUCCCACUUUAGUGGUAAGGAACAAAAAAAUCGAUGUUCCACUAGGAUUUUAUCAAAAGCUAGUAUCGGGAUUAUUAAGUGAAAAUCGAUGCUCGUUUCACAUCCAGUUUAGAGGGUUCAAGACUGAUCGAACAAUAAAAGCUGAAUUACAGCGAAAUCCAUCUUUAACAACCAGACUGAAACAGGUAUUUGGUAGCUCAGCAUCUGAUGGCAUCGAGUCAAAAACACCAAAACUAGCCUCAAUAAAUUCUGAAAAGUUGAAACUCAUGCUAACAACUGACGAGUCAUUGUCUGAAAGUGACAAGCAACGAAUGAAAAUUGCUUUUGCUGAAGGUUAUUUGUUAGGAAAUAAUUCAAAUGUGAAAACAGGAAAAUCGGCAAGAUACUUCAAAAUGAUCACUCAAGUGUUCACUGUUAUCAUUUUCUUGGCGAUUAUAGUCAGUCUUUUGGCCAGUGCAAGUGGUUCAGUAUUCAGGAUUUCCAGAAUUCAGCUGGGCAACCAAGUCGAAGUUGAUCCUGAAGAAAUUCAUGUCACAUUUGAUGAUGUUAAAGGUGUAGAUGAAGCAAAGCAGGAACUGAAAGAUGUAGUCGAAUUUUUGAAAAAUCCUGAAAAAUUCUCAAACUUAGGUGGAAAAUUGCCAAAGGGCGUUUUGCUUGUUGGUCCUCCAGGAACUGGUAAAACUCUAUUGGCUAGAGCUGUUGCAGGAGAAGCAGGUGUACCAUUUUUCCAUGCAGCAGGACCAGAAUUUGACGAGGUUUUGGUAGGCCAAGGAGCGAGAAGAGUUAGAGAUUUAUUCAAGGCUGCGAAGAAACGUGCACCAUGUGUAAUCUUCAUUGACGAAAUUGACUCGGUUGGAUCAAAAAGAACUAAUAGUGUUUUGCACCCAUAUGCAAAUCAAACUAUAAAUCAGCUGCUUAGUGAAAUGGAUGGUUUCCAUCAGAAUGAAGGUGUUAUAGUUUUGGGAGCUACCAAUAGACGCGAUGACUUGGAUCAAGCAUUGUUGAGACCUGGAAGGUUCGAUGUAGAGGUUACUGUACCCACACCUGACUACAUGGGAAGAAAAGAAAUUUUGGGAUUAUACAUGAGUAAAAUAUUAGCCAAAGAUGUUGAUUUAGAAUUACUAGCUAGAGGAACAACUGGUUUCACAGGUGCCGAUUUAGAAAAUUUAGUAAAUCAAGCAGCAUUGAGGGCUGCAAUAGAUGGUGCUGACUGCGUCAGUAUGAAAUAUUUAGAAUCUGCCAGAGAUAAAGUUCUAAUGGGUCCCGAGAGGAAAUCCCGUAUUCCUGAUGAAGAAGCCAACCUAAUAACUGCUUACCAUGAAGGUGGUCACGCCAUAGUAGCCUAUUACACUAAAGAUAGCCAUCCUUUGCACAAAGUAACAAUCAUUCCAAGGGGGCCCAGUCUUGGUCACACAGCUUACAUUCCUGAGAAGGAGAGAUACCAUGUCACAAAAUCUCAGUUGUUGGCUAUGAUGGAUACUAUGAUGGGAGGAAGAGCUGCGGAAGAGUUAAUUUUUGGUCCCGAGAAAAUAACAUCUGGGGCAAGUUCUGAUUUAAAACAGGCUACAUCUAUUGCAACACAUAUGGUGAAAGAUUGGGGUAUGUCCGAGAAACUUGGUCUUCGCACUCUGACUGAUAGCUCCAAAAGCCUUGUUCCUGAAGCUUUGGGUCCUUCAACUAGUGAAAUUGUUGAUGGUGAGAUUCGAAGAAUUUUGUCAGAAAGCUAUGAUAGAGCCAAGCAGAUUCUUAAAACACAUGCCAAAGAGCACAAGGCUUUAGCGGAGGCAUUAAUGAAAUAUGAAACAUUAGAUGCUGAAGAUAUAAGAGCCAUAAUGGCAGAGAAAUCUACAGAAAAAAAAGUUUAAUGAACUGGAAGUGAAAAGAACAUUUGUUGACUUUUUUAUUCUUUUUUAAUUUUGCGGGAGCAGAGACACCAUAGUAUUCUAGACAAACUGUAAGUUAUGUAAAUAAUCCUGGUUUUAUCAAGAGCGGGCCUUUUGUGACUUAAAUUAUAUUACUUUCAGAUUUUGUGUUCAGAUUACAAUAUACCGUUCAGCUGAAACUGUACUAAUGCGUUAAAUAAAUAUGUUAUUCUAAGA
Messenger RNA from Leptinotarsa decemlineata (Colorado potato beetle), 2681 nucleotides. It is a transcript of the gene YME1L, whose product is annotated as ATP-dependent zinc metalloprotease YME1L. Lineage: Eukaryota; Metazoa; Arthropoda; Insecta; Coleoptera; Chrysomelidae. Gene Ontology annotation, molecular function: metalloendopeptidase activity; ATP hydrolysis activity; ATP binding. Gene Ontology annotation, cellular component: mitochondrial inner membrane. Gene Ontology annotation, biological process: protein quality control for misfolded or incompletely synthesized proteins; mitochondrion organization. The record is from RefSeq and is a predicted model, not a curated record.